AUGUUAAUCUAUCUAUCUAUCUAUCUAUCUAUCUAUCUAUCUAUCUAUCCUUCUAUCUAUCUAUCUAUCUAUCUAUCUAUCUAUCUAUCUAUCUAUCUAUCUAUCGUAAGCUUCUAUCUAUCUAUCGUAAGCUUCUAUCUAUCUAUCGUAAGCUUCUAUCUAUCUACCUAUCUAUCUAUCGUAAGCUUCUAUCUAUCUAUCUACCUAUCUAUCUAUCGUAAGCUUCUAUCUAUCUAUCGUAAGCUUCUAUCUAUCUACCUAUCUAUCUAUCGUAAGCUUCUAUCUAUCUAUCUACCUAUCUAUCUAUCUGCUUACACGCUUUCAUCAGUCGCUCAAAUUGCUAUCAUACCCACAGACAUACACACUUAUCUAUAUGUAUAUACAUGGAGACAAAUCAUAUAUACACCUGAAUAUCUAUCUAUCUAUCUAUCUAUCUAUCUAUCUAUCUAUCUAUCUAUCUACACGUGUGUUAGAUCUAUCUAUCUAUCUAUCUAUCUAUCUAUCUAUCUAUCUAUCUAUCUAAGAACAUAUUACAAGUUUCUAUUUAAUUCUCACAAAUGCGGAACGUUAAUUUUUUUUAUUGCUUUCAUGUUCUCUAUCAACAUUAAUAUCUAUCUAUCUAUCUAUCUAUCUAUCUAUCAGAUGUUCUUUCUGCCAUCAUCUAUUAUCUAUCUUCUAUUUUCAUCUGUUUAUCUGUCUUUGUUAAUAUUUUUUCCUCUGUUAAUCUAUCUAUCUAUCUCGUCCACUGUAUCUCCUUAUACUCCACCGUGUCUCCUUAUACUCCACCGUGUCUCCUUAUACUCCACCGUGUCUAAACACACUUUCUAUGCUUUCUAUAUCAUGUAUUUAUUGAUUUACCCUAUCCUAUCUAUCUAUCUAUCUAUCUAUCUAUCUAUCUAUCUAUCUAUCUAUCUAUCUAUCUUAUUUUGUUCACAUAUCUCUCCCUCUAUCAAUCUCUCUGUUUUUCUGUAUCUCCAUCUAUCUAUCUAUCUAUCUAUCUAUCUAUCUAUCUAUCUAUCUAAAUUUGUUCAUUAA
This is a messenger RNA of Acanthosepion pharaonis, 1035 nucleotides long. The record is from the annotation of a GenBank genome assembly. NCBI's taxonomy places the organism in Eukaryota, Metazoa, Mollusca, Cephalopoda, Sepiida, Sepiidae.